Molecule: messenger RNA, 1390 nt
Organism: Suhomyces tanzawaensis NRRL Y-17324
Lineage: Eukaryota; Fungi; Ascomycota; Pichiomycetes; Serinales; Debaryomycetaceae
Gene: MAM33
Product: Mam33p
Exons: 1
Coding region: 253-1035 (260 amino acids)
Biological process (GO): cytosolic ribosome assembly
Cellular component (GO): mitochondrial matrix
Source: RefSeq, a predicted model, not a curated record
CUACAGACCUACCAGAUCAGACUGAAAGAGCACAUGAAUGAACGUUCUGGAUCACACAGCGCCCUAGAGCGUGGGCUCAUUUCCAUAAGCACCUGACCACCGCAUUACUAAUCGUCAACCCAUAUACAUCCCUAUACUGUCUCAACCGUUCUAACCUGCACAAACCACCACCAAUUACAGGUUGGCCCAUCCUUGCAGGUUCAUCACCUAUAACUUGCGGGGGCUACAAAAAUUUUAGACCUCUACCCUGUCAUGUCCUCCUUAAGAAUCCUUUCCCGUGCCUUACGUGCUGAAUCCAACGCCGUCGCUGCCGUCUCCAGAAGAUGCUCUGUGCGUGUCGCUGUUCCUGCCAUCAGAGCGUUCUCGCAAGCUCGUGUCCAACACGCCGACUCCGGUAAAAAGUUGCAAGAAGUGUUGAAGUCCGAGUUGAAGAUCUCCAAGGCCAUUCCAAACGACUUGGAGUCCACCUACCAAGAGUUCCUCGACCAGUCUGGCUUCCAGGUUGUGGCCAGCGAGGGCAAUUCCAACGUCGAGUUGGUGAAGACUUUGGACAACGGAGAGAUCGUCAGAGUUUUCUUCGACAUCGACGAAGUCACCGACUCGCCAAUGCCUCAGCUUCCAGAGGGCGAGGAGUUUGGCGAGACCUUCGAAGAAGAAGCCGAUGCGCUUGACUCCAUGUUGUGCAAUGUCAAGGUUGUGAUUGAAAAGUCCGAAAAUAACACCGGGUUGUUGUUCAACUUGUACUUGCAGAACACCGAGAGCUCGUUCAUGAUCGACUUUGUCCUUCCUAAGAACAAUAUCAAGGAGUUCUUGGCCUCCAAGGUGGCCCAAGAGGGCGAGUUUGCUGACAAGUUCCAGUACCAAGGUCCACGUUUCUCUGACUUGGACGAGUCUGUCCAGACUGAGUUCGAAGGAUACUUAUCCACCAAGGGUCUCAAUGAAGACUUGGCUGAUUUCAUUGUUGCUUUCAGUGAAAACAAGGAAGAAAAUGAAUACAGAGGAUGGUUAUCCAACUUGGUUAAGUUUUUCAACUAAUUGUGUCUAUAGUACGAGGUCUUGUAAAUAUGAAUUGCCUGCUACAAUUGUAGAACGUGACGGUAAGUGGAAUUUAACCGAGUGCUGUCAGAAUAAUACUCAACGUAGAAUACUACCAGAAAGCUGAUUGAUUAUAGCUAUGAAAUGCGACAAAGGAACAAGCUAUCAAAUACAAUAGAGGUAGCUUCACGACUCUCUUGUGGAUAGAGUACUAAGAGGUCUACAGUUGUGAUACUCUAAUAGCUUAUCGACUUAAAAUUGGACAUAUGGAUGACAAGAUCAUUACCACAACUUUGACUGGAUAAAUCACUUCAAGGGAAUUCUAGUAGAAAGCAUCGAAUAAAUUGACCAAAGU